Molecule: messenger RNA, 3378 nt
Organism: Stomoxys calcitrans (stable fly)
Lineage: Eukaryota; Metazoa; Arthropoda; Insecta; Diptera; Muscidae
Exons: 21
Coding region: 51-3314 (1087 amino acids)
Biological process (GO): transmembrane transport
Cellular component (GO): membrane
Molecular function (GO): transmembrane transporter activity
Source: RefSeq, a predicted model, not a curated record
UAAACUCCCUAGAGAAAAUAAAAAUUUCAGUAUUAUAAAAUAUUUGCAAAAUGGGUAGUAAGCCCAAAGCGGUAUUAAAAGCGAAAUUUGACAAUAAAUAUCAAUAUGAUUUGAAAACACCUGCCGAUUUUGAAACGGCCAUCACAGCCACCGGUUUUGGAUGGUUUAAUAUUUUAUUGCUGCUGGUGGGAUGUCCAGCGGCUAUAGCUUCAGUGUUUGAGACAGCAGUUGUUUCCUAUGUGUUACCAAGUGCCGAAUGUGAUUUGGGUUUGGAUCUCUUGGAUAAAGGAAUACUCAAUGCGAUGACAUAUUCUGGUAUGAUUACUUCAGCUAUUGCUUGGGGUUAUGUAGCCGAUACAAGGGGAAGAAAAGCUAUAUUGGUUUGGGGACUUUUAGCUGAUGUUAUAUGUGUACUAUGCUGUGCCCUAAGCCAGAGUAUUAUUCAAUUAAUGAUUGCCAAGUUUAUUGGAGGUUUGGUCAUGGGUGGUCCUUUUGCUGUUCUGAUGACCUAUCUCAUGGAGUUCCAUAAUAAUAAAUACCGGGCUCGUGUGAUGAUGUGUAUUGGUAUAAUGUUUUCCAUGGCCUCACUGUCAAUGCCAAUAUUGGCCUAUUUGGUGCUGCCACAAAAUUGGGAUUUUCAAAUGUGGGAUUUGAAAUAUCACUCUUGGCAAAUCUAUUUGGCCAUAAGUGCCACGCCAAGUCUUUUAAGUGGUGUAGCUUUAAGUUUCUUUCCCGAGAGCCCAAGAUUUUUAAUGUCUCAAGGACGUACAAUAGAAGCUUUGAAAGCCUUUCGCACUAUGUAUGCCUUGAAUACGGGCAAGCCAAAGGAUACUUAUCCGAUAACAAAACUAAUUGAUGAACUCUCGGCUUCUAAUGAUCAAAAUUUUGAGGAGAUAAGUAUUUCUACAAUUGAACCAGUAACCAAAGAUCCAGUUAAGGAUGUAGAAGAACAACUCAAAACAAAGGAUCCCAGUCCUUUCUUGGCUUUGUUUCAAAAACCUUAUUUAAAAUUGUCCAUCAAUGUUUAUAUGCUUAAUUUUUGCAUAUUAUUGGGGCAAAAUACUAUGCGGCUAUGGUUGCCUCAGCUGUUUGCAUCGCUAAGGGAAUUUCAAGAACUCUCUGCGGAAUCAAUGCACAGCAUGUGUUCUAUAUUAGAAUACAAUGUUAAUAAGACAGGUCUGGUCAAAGAAACGUCUGAAACGUGUUCAGUGAUUAUCACUUCCGAUUCAUACACCAAUAAUAUUAUUGUAGCUGGAGCAUGUUUUGUAGCGUUUCUAUUGGCUAGCUCCUUAAUUAAUAAGCUUGGUCAUAAACGUCUUCAAAUUGGAGCCUUAAUGAUUUCUGGCUCAUGUGGCUUUGCUUUAUACUGGUCUAGUACAACUAUAUCAACACUAGUAAUAACAUCACUAUAUGCAUGUAUGGGGAGUUUAGCUGCCACCUCAGCAGUUGGUACUUCCACAGUUUUGUUUCCAACAUCAUUAAGAACAAUGGUUGUUUGCGUGGCUUUAAUGUUUGGUCGUAUUGGUUCCAUUUUUGGCAAUAUCCUCUUUCCUGUAUUUAUGUCUUUCGGCUGCAUACCACCGUUCCUUAUGGUAGGAGGUGUUAUGUUCAGAUUCAGAACAAAUAUACUUUUUAACUCUUUUUUGAAAUUAGAAGCAAAUUUCAAACAUUUCAUAAUGAGUUCUAUGACAAAAGAUAAUUGCCAAAUUAGCAAUAAUAAUAUUAACAACUAUGGAGAAAUAGAGGCUCCCGCCGAUUAUGAGACUGCAGUUAAAGCAUGUGGUUUUGGACGUUUCAACAUACUACUCCUAAUGGUGGCAUUACCAGCUGUUAUGGCUACAAUAAUUGAGACAGCUGUGGUCUCAUACAUUUUGCCCAGCGCAGAAUGUGAUCUCAAUUUGGAUCUUCUGGAUAAGGGGAUACUCAAUGCCAUUACAUACUGUGGUAUGAUUAUUUCAGCUAUAGGUUGGGGUUACCUAGCUGACAUAAAGGGUCGAAAAAAUUUACUUAUUGUUGGAUUUUUACUUGAUGUCGUCUGUGUAAUAUGUGGAGCAUUGAGUCAAAGUAGAACUCAACUGAUGAUAGCAAAAUUUUUUGGAGGAUUUGUUAUGUGUGGUCCUUUUGCUGUUUUAAUGUCCUAUCUAUCGGAGUUUCAUGGAACCCAUUAUCGAGCACGCAUUAUGAUGACAAUCGGUGUAAUGUUUUCUAUGGGUUCAAUUAUGUUACCAGUAUUGGCGUUAACAAUUCUUCCUAAUGAUUGGAAUUUUGAUAUACUCAAUAUGAACUUUGUACCUUGGAAAAUCUAUUUGGCUGUAUGCGGUCUACCAAGUUUACUGAGCGGUAUCCUUUUGUGUUUCUUUCCUGAGAGUCCCAGAUUUCUAAUGUCACAGGGAAGAAAUGACGAAGCGUUAAAAGCAUUUAGGACAAUGUACUAUUUAAAUACGGGAAAAUUAAGGGAUACAUAUCCAGUCAAAAAUCUUAUCAAUGAAGUGAAACAAAAGGAAGUUGCAGACAACAUGAGUGUAGCCACCAUAGAAACUCUUGUAAUCGAAGCAGAUCGCCAAACCAAUUUGGAAGCCAGCAACAAUAAUAUUGGAGAUGUUAAAUUGACCAAAGCCCCAAAUGCCUUUAGGGUGUUGUGCUUUAAACCCUACUUGAGUUUAUGCUUUAGAGUUUGCCUCAUGCAAUUCUUUAUUUUACUAGGACAGAACACAAUUCGUCUUUGGCUUCCUCAAUUGUUUGCUUCGCUUAAUGAAUAUCAACAAAUUUCCAACGAAACAACCAGUAUGUGUACAAUUUUGGAAUAUAGUGUCAAUAAAACGCAACUGCUGAAAAAUCCAACAGAUGAAUGCACUGUGAUCAUAACUCCUUCCACCUAUAGCAAUAACAUAAUUGUGGCCUGUGCGGGAUUUGUUACAUAUUUAGUGGCUGGAUCUCUUAUAAACGCUGUGGGAAAUAAACGAAUUCAAGUUAUUGGUUUAAGCAUUGCUGGAACAUCUGGCCUAGCUCUGUAUUGGUCUUCAUCAGCUAUAGCAACGUUGAUAUUAACAUCACUAUAUGCUUCGCUGGGUAGUAUGUCGGCUACCUCAUCUAUUGGGACCUCAGUUAAUCUUUUCCCAACUUCCUUAAGAACUUUGAUAGUUUCCUUAGCAAUGAUGAUCGGUCGUAUGGGCUCUAUAUUGGGUAACGUUCUAUUUCCAAUUUUUAUGUCUUUGGGAUGUGUACCGCCUUUCGUUAUGGUCGGAGUUGUAAUGUACCUUGGCUGUUUGAUAGCGGCAUUUCUACCGAGUACAAAUAAAUUAGAUCUUAAGUAAAUAACUAAAAAUAUGUGAAGAGAAGUAAAACUAUAAUAAAUUAUUCAAUGACAAUAAAAACGAA